Molecule: messenger RNA, 286 nt
Organism: Chondrus crispus (carragheen)
Lineage: Eukaryota; Rhodophyta; Florideophyceae; Gigartinales; Gigartinaceae
Exons: 2
Coding region: 1-195 (64 amino acids)
Molecular function (GO): oxidoreductase activity; flavin adenine dinucleotide binding
Source: RefSeq, a predicted model, not a curated record
AUGUUUGCUUACGGGUGGAUGAGGAGGCACUUGGCGCCGUUUACUAGUGGGGUUUAUGUGAAUUACUCGGAGAGGGAGCUUGGGGGGUCGUAUGCGAAGAUGUACUGGGGAAAGAGCUUGCAGAGGCUCAAAAAGAUUAAGAGGACGUACGAUCCGGAGGGGUUCUUUGCCAACCCGCAGCCCAUUCCCAAGUAGGAAGUGCAGGGUUGCGCUGCACGUAGCUGUUUGUAUGCGUUGGGCAUUAAAGUGGAUGAGGUAUGUCGAGGCAUACUGUCCGUUUGUGUUC